Molecule: messenger RNA, 665 nt
Organism: Pseudomyrmex gracilis
Lineage: Eukaryota; Metazoa; Arthropoda; Insecta; Hymenoptera; Formicidae
Product: diamine acetyltransferase 2
Exons: 4
Coding region: 54-647 (197 amino acids)
Molecular function (GO): N-acetyltransferase activity
Source: RefSeq, a predicted model, not a curated record
UCAUCUUGUAUCAUUGACUUGAUAGCAUUCAGUCGGCUCUUUAUCACGAUUGAAUGUUAUUUAUCUCUUUAGAGAUUCACUUUAUAUUUGCCCACUUUUAUAUACCUAAAUAUAAUUCUCAAUUAAAAUAUUUAAAAUCAGAGCCUGUGAACAAGAUGGAUGAAAUAAUCAUACGAAAAGCUAGACGCGAAGAUUGCAAAGCCAUCAGAACACUUAUACAAGAAUUAGCGAACUAUGAGGAGAUGCCUGAUGGACCAGCAAUUGAUUAUAAGACCUUAGAAAAAGAUGGUUUUGGUGAGCGACCAUUAUUUCUCUGUAAUGUGGCAACACAUAAAGAUGAAAUCAUUGGUUAUACCGUUACCUUUUAUACUUAUUCAACAUGGCGUGGGAAGGCUAUGUUUAUGGACGAUCUCUAUGUGAAACCAGAGUUCCGAGGGAAACAAGUUGGCAGAAGGCUUCUGAAAGCUAAUGCAAAAGUAUACGAUGCGGUUGAGAACAAUUGCUUCAGAUUGGAUUUCAUGGUUCUCAAUUGGAAUUCAGCCCAAAACUUUUAUAAAAAACUUAAUGCUAGUGACAUAACAUUGGAAGAAAAUUGGCACACUUAUCGAUUUUCCGGUGAAAAUUUGAAAAAAUUAGCAUCUGAAUAGAGAGCCCUCUUUAUUAAA